Sciurus carolinensis (gray squirrel) is the source of this 1805-nucleotide messenger RNA. RefSeq names its product mevalonate diphosphate decarboxylase (gene Mvd). The record is from RefSeq and is a predicted model, not a curated record. Gene Ontology annotation, biological process: isoprenoid biosynthetic process; isopentenyl diphosphate biosynthetic process, mevalonate pathway. The coding region runs from base 76 to 1278 and encodes 400 amino acids. NCBI's taxonomy places the organism in Eukaryota, Metazoa, Chordata, Mammalia, Rodentia, Sciuridae. Gene Ontology annotation, cellular component: cytosol. The transcript has 10 exons. Gene Ontology annotation, molecular function: diphosphomevalonate decarboxylase activity; ATP binding.
GUGAGGCGGCGGAGCCAGCCCGGCAAGGUCCGAGCGGCUGGCGGCUGUGCGCCGAAACCUGUGCGGGGCACGACCAUGGCCUCCGGGAGGCUGCUGGCGACCGUCACCUGUACGGCGCCUGUUAACAUCGCGGUCAUCAAGUACUGGGGGAAGCGAGAUGAGGAGCUGAUCCUCCCCAUCAAUUCCUCUCUGAGCGUCACUUUGCACCAGGACCAGUUAAAAACCACCACCACGGCCGCCAUCAGCAAGGACUUCACGGAGGACCGUGUUUGGCUGAAUGGCCAAGAGGAGGACGUGGGGCAGCCACGCCUCCAGGCCUGCCUGAGAGAGAUUCGCCGCCUGGCUCGCAAGCGGAGAAGCACAGUGGAUGGAGACUCGCUUCCUCUCAGCCUCAGCUACAAGGUGCACGUGGCCUCUGUGAACAACUUCCCCACCGCUGCGGGCCUGGCCUCCUCAGCAGCAGGCUAUGCCUGCCUAGCCUACACCCUGGCCCGGGUCUAUGGGGUUGAGGAUGACCUCUCCGAAGUGGCGCGCCGUGGCUCUGGCAGUGCCUGCCGGAGCCUGUAUGGGGGCUUUGUGGAGUGGCAGAUGGGGGAGCAGGCCGACGGGAAGGAUAGCGUCGCCCGGCAGGUGGCUCCUGAGUUACACUGGCCCCAGCUGCGCAUCCUCGUCCUUGUGGUGAGUGCAGAGAAGAAGCCGAUGGGCAGCACAGUGGGCAUGCAGACCAGCGUGGAGACCAGCCCCCUGCUCAAGUUCCGGGCUGAGUCGGUGGUGCCAGCACGCAUGCGGGAGAUGCUCUCCUGCAUCCAGGCACGGGACUUCCAGGGUUUCGCUGAGCUGACCAUGAAGGACAGCAACCAGUUCCAUGCCACCUGCCUGGACACCUUCCCACCCAUCUCAUACCUCAACGACAUCUCCAGAAAGAUCAUGCAGCUGGUGCACCACUUCAACGCCUACCACCGGCAGACAAAGGUGGCGUACACAUUUGACGCAGGCCCCAACGCUGUGAUCUUCACCCUGGAGGACACCAUGGCCGAGUUUGUGGCUGCCGUGAGACACAGCUUCCCCCCAGAGACGAACGGAGACAAGUUUCUGAAGGGGCUGCAGGUGACACCUGUCCUCCUCUCUGAGGAGCUGAAAGCCGCACUGGCCACGGAGCCCACCCCUGGUGGUGUCCAGUACAUCAUUGCCACUCAGGUGGGCCCGGGGCCUCAGAUCCUGGAUGACCCCCACGUUCACCUCCUGGGCCCAGAUGGUCUGCCGAAGCCAGCUGCCUGAUCACUUCUGCCACAGGAUCCCCCACCUCCACCCACAACAGGGGCUGCUCUGGGACUGGGAGCUGGUGUGCCUGUCGGUCUGCAUCUGUGGGGACUUGUGGGGCCUCCUUGUGCUCAGUCCAACCUACACGCUGUGGCCAGGUUGUGGUUGAGAUGUGGAGCCAACACCUGUGGCCAUCCAGGCAGGCGGGGAGGUCCCACCAAGUGCCUCACUGUGCCCAGCCAGCACCAGGAGUCCACUGGGGAGUCGCGUCCCUUCCAGUGGUGGGUGUGUGCAGGGCAGCCUCCUGGCUCAGGAGGCAGGUGCCUCGAGGGUGCUGGUGGUAGACAGUUCCUCUUCCCAGACCUGGACUGACUGAACUUAGGCUGCGGGUGUGGAUGGCAUGUUUCUUUAUAAAAAGGCAGUGACCGCUACCUGCAAGGGGAAGGGCUGCCAAGCACAGGGGUGGAGUCCAGUGGAAGCCGGGGUAUCUUGAGCUGGGGCCCUGGUGACUGGUCCUCAAGGAGUAAACUCUGCAUUGCCAUCUG